AAUUGCUUAAUUAUAUGGAACAUGUAGAAAGUUCAACCAAAACCGAAGCUAUUUUACCACUUCUCGGAUCUUUAUUGUCACAAAUUUGGCAAGAUGAUUCACUUCCUGGAAACUUUAAAUCAGAAAGUCUUAAUCAAUGGUGCAAAUAUAUAGAAAAGAAUACCAAACCAGAAGUUUUUUAGUUCGACUUGCACAGGAUGAUGAUAUAGAUUUGCGUCAUAGUGCAGCUUUGAUGAUAUCGGAAGCAAGCGGAUUAGAGGCACCAGUAGACUGUGAUCGUGCACGUGAAAUAUGUUUCGAAUAUAUGACAAAAUCGUAUUCAAAGUCACUUUAUUUAUAUGUAUCAUUACUUCAAACAAUUACUGGUAGUGAUAAACCUGAUGAAGUAAUUAAUGCUGAAACAAAUCCGAUAAGAAUUUUAUUUGUUGUAGAGAAUCCAAACAUCUAUAAAGAAGAUUUGAUCGAUAUUCAAUUAGCAUAUAAACAUCUAAAAUUUGCCUUUAAUAAGGAAGGUAAUGUUUUGGAUUUUCCUGAUGCUUUUAAACGUGAUGUUCCAAUGUUUGCUGUUGAACAAUUACGGAAAAUUUGCGUAUUAUUAAAAGAUAAUGAAGUAAAGAACCAAAAUAAUGGAAUUUUGGGAUUCACUUCACGUCCUACAAUAUUUAUUGUAGUUUACAGAGUAAUUAUUACAGUGUUAGUAAUGAUGGAGAUAGCAUCAAACAAACAAGUAAUCAUAAAAGAAAUAAAAUCAUUAAUAAAUGAAUUAGUAGAAGAUAAAAUUCAAUUACAUCCAUUAUUGAAUGAUAUUUUAUUUGAAGGAUUUAAUCAUCAUUUUGAUGAUGAUAGUAAAAUUAUAAUUAAUAAUGAUGAAAAGUUUGAAAAAGAAUUUGAAAGAUUAUUUCUUCUAUCGAGUUAAUGGAUCAUAAAUAUAUAAUAUAUAUAUAUAUAUUAAUGGGUUUGGGACUGUUGGAUGUUUAUGUAGAAGUAAUAAUCUACUAAUACUUUUCCUUUAAGGAUUGAAUAAUUACUAGUGUUUAUAGUUGUCUAGGCUGUAGUUAUUUAUAUAUUUUAAUUUAUUAGUGGAACACGUAUCUUUUUUAAAAAAUUCAUAAUGCAAAAGAUUUUACUAUUUUGAAAAAAAAAAAUUUUCGCACCAAUGCUUUUAUUAUAUAUAUAAAAUAAUAAUAAUAUUAUACGUACAGUAUAUAUAGUACAAAUUUAAGAUAAUUUUUGCAAUUACAGAAUUUUUUACUUAUUUAUAUAUAAAUGAGUUUUUUUUGUUAUUA
Molecule: messenger RNA, 1286 nt
Organism: Rhizophagus irregularis DAOM 181602=DAOM 197198
Lineage: Eukaryota; Fungi; Glomeromycota; Glomeromycetes; Glomerales; Glomeraceae
Source: RefSeq, a predicted model, not a curated record